CCGGACUGAACAUCUCUCCGCCGGGAAGUUCGUUUUUGGUUGAAAGGGAAAGUGCACAGUGUUCUAGUGUUUUCUGCAAUGUUUAAAUAUUUGUCCAUCGUUGCCCUACUUGUGGCCUGCCAAAUGGCACGCACAUCGGCCUUCUGGUGCUUCACCUGUACCACCUGGAAUAGUACCAACUGCUUGGUGCCGGAUCAAAACAUUCUGCUCACGGAAUGUCCACCGUCGCCCCAAACAUCGUCCGUGACGUGCUUCACGCGAAUCGUUGGCCAAAACGUGGAGCGUGGCUGCGUGGUAGGGAUGACGCAGGCGGAAGUGGACAACUGCAGUCUGGUGAACAACUGUCAGCUGUGCUCGAACGACAACAAUGUGGCGUGUAAUGGUAACCUUUUCCCGCAUGGCCGUCUAACCUGCCACCAGUGCGAAGGAUUGACCAACAGUACCUGCGGGCCGGAGCUGGAGAGCGCUCCGACACCGUGCCUGCGCUUUGCGGCCGACGAUCAGUGCUUCGUGCAGGUCCGGGACAACUCGGUUCUGCGGGGCUGUACCUCGGAAAACACGGGCUGCCACGCCGAUCGCAACUGCCACGCUUGCUCCGGCAAUGGGUGCAACUUCCGACACUUUGACCACGAUGCCGCCGCCAGUUUGGUGCCGCAGAGUUGGAUCAAACUGCUUGUGGGUGCACUGGCCCUCGGUGCGAUCGUAGGCAGCAGCCUAUAGAAACGUUGCGGAACGGACAAAACGUUUGUAGUUUUAGGUUUGCGACAUUAGAGCACCACGAAGUAGUUAUACAUCGAAAUCAU
Anopheles cruzii is the source of this 803-nucleotide messenger RNA. RefSeq lists its product as uncharacterized. The transcript is spliced from 3 exons. The record is from RefSeq and is a predicted model, not a curated record. NCBI's taxonomy places the organism in Eukaryota, Metazoa, Arthropoda, Insecta, Diptera, Culicidae. The coding region runs from base 79 to 720 and encodes 213 amino acids.